Molecule: messenger RNA, 647 nt
Organism: Setaria italica (foxtail millet)
Lineage: Eukaryota; Viridiplantae; Streptophyta; Magnoliopsida; Poales; Poaceae
Exons: 1
Coding region: 54-482 (142 amino acids)
Source: RefSeq, a predicted model, not a curated record
GACACAAUAUAUUCCCAGGUCAGCAACCUUUGCUAGCAAGUAGCCAUACUCCAAUGGCAUCCCAAAUUGAGAGCCACCGCUCCAGUGCAGAGGUUGUCACUGGAGAUGCCAUCUGCAGGAAGAAGUCUGUCGAGCUGCUGGAAGAGCUCGGGCUCCCGAAGGGCCUCCUGCCAAUGGAGGACAUCCAGGAGUUUGGGUACAACCGCACCACGGGGUUCAUGUGGCUGGUUCAAGGGAAGAAGAAGGUCGAGCACACGUUCAAGAAGAUCAAACAGACCGUGUCCUACGCGGCUGAGGUGACGGCAUAUGCUGAGAAGGGCAAGCUGCGGAAGAUCACCGGCGUCAAGACCAAGGAGCUGAUGCUCUGGCUUAAUGUUGUUGAGGUCUAUGUUCCCGAGGCCUCGCCGGACAAGGUCACAUUCAAGACCGGCACUGGCCUCUCGGAUAGCUUUGAUGCCACUGCCUUCGCGCAUGGGGAGUAAACACGGAGUCAGUUGAUUAACUAGAAAUGAUGCCGGUUCCAUAAUCUUACUAUUCUACGGUGAUGGUGCUAAUCAUGUAUACGAUGCUAUGUCUUUCUUUCUUUUGUGUUGGAAUGAUGCCUAUAUAAGUGUGUCCUAUUGCCGCUACGAGUUUGUAUCUCGCAG